CGUCCUCUCACAUUAAUUUUCUUCCUGUUUAAACUGCCAUCUUAGUUUGGUAGUUUGAGUGAUACUCAGGGUACCAGAGUUAGAUAUACGUGCAUGCGCAUGUUCCACUUGUUCUUAUACAUUUGUAGCUAUGUAUGUCUUAAUUGCAUCCGCGCUGUACUACUUAAUAAUACUCUAUGGAUUAAUUCACUUCCUGCUUUUCUUCUUCGCCGAUGCUGAUUUUACGCUGCUGUGGGCAAGUCUGGUGGGACGCAAACCAGAGGCCAAGCUGAAAGGGCAGGUGGUGUGGGUGACAGGAGCCUCCAGUGGAAUUGGGGAAGAGCUGGCCUACCAGCUGGCACGAUGCGGCUCCCGCCUCGUUCUGUCUGCACGCCGUGAGGAUGAGCUGAAGAGGGUGAAACGUCAAUGCUUGGAGUGUUCCAGUCUCAAGGAUGAGGAUAUUCUCGUCCUUCCGCUGGAUUUGUUGGAGAGGACUACCCAUGAAGCAAAAACCAAAGGUGUAAUUCAACACUUUGGACGGAUUGACAUCCUGAUAAACAAUGGGGGCCGAAGCCAGCGCUCUUUGUUCUUGGAUGCCAAUGUGGACGUGUACCAGGCCUUGAUGGAGCUCAACUUCAUCGGGACCCUUUCCCUCACCAAGCAGGUGCUUCCUCACAUGACGCAGCGUGGCACCGGCAGCAUCGUCACCAUCAGCAGCCUGUUGGGCCUCGCCGGGGGACCCUUGGCGACCGGAUACGCUGCCAGCAAGCAUGCUCUGCAGGGCUUUUUCAAUUCCCUUCGGACGGAGCUGUAUGACUACCCCAACAUACUCAUCAGCACAGUGUGUCCAGGGCCUGUGCAGUCAUUAAUCGUACAAAAUGCUUUCACAGAAGACCUGCACAAGCCUUUGACUUCAGCUUGUAGCCAGGCACACAAGAUGCCCACAAGUCGCUGUGCUUCUUUAAUUCUGGCAGGAAUUGCCAAUGGUGUCAAGGAAAUGUGGAUUGCACAGCAGCCGUUCCUGGCAUUUUACUACAUUUGGCAGUACACCCCCACACUGGCCUGGUUCAUAACAAAUAUCCUGAGCAAGAAAAGAGUGCAGAAUUUCAAAACUGGAGUGGAUGCAGACUCUGCAUACUUCACCAAGCCCAAGACCUCAUGAAACGUUGCUUUCUAAUGACUUCUCUUGCAAAAUUUUGAGGACUAAUCUUAAGCGUCCAAUAAUAUAGUAUUUUUCAUCAAUUGUAAAUAAGAGGUCCCACAUGAGUGUAUUUAAAGUGUGUUGCCCAAAAUGUAGCAUAACAGUAAACAUAGCACUUUUAGUAAACAUUACUGGGAGCACGCUCGAUUGUGUCUGUAACUUUAAUGCUAAUGAGUUGUUUGUCCACGCUGGUCUCAAACAAAGUGCGUGGCUCCAAGAAGUGCUAUUGUACAUUUUAUCUGCUUUUUAGAUAUGCACUGUAACUAGGGUUGUCCUGAUACAACUUUUUCACUCCUGAUACGAUACCAAUAUUGAAGCCUUCAAUAUCGGCCAACAUCCGCAUGAAUCACACAUUCUGAUAAUAGUCAGCAAGAGUAGGUAUGAGGAAAAACUGCCUCAUUGACUUUGUUAUGUGUCUGGGGUAUAAUUUGAUCCACAAUGUAGCAUUUAAAAUUAAGCAUUUUAAACCCAACAUUUUAAACCCAACAACUCCCACGGGAGUUUCCCGACUGACUUCAAAUGCGUCAUGAGGUUGGUCCCCGGUUCCGUGCCACCACGGUAAACUUGAGCAAGCUAAGUUCUGCAGGGUCGUUUUCGGACUUUAACCAAAUAUUAUGCAACAUGGCCGACAUCACUCCUACUCCUUGCUGAACACAUUAGCACACACUGUUGUUGGGAUCACGAGGGCUUUCUUUGGCCGCUGCUGGAAUCAAGUUCUUGUAACGGAGUGCCAAUUUUGGAGAUUUUAAUGCAGGCCGAUGAAAUAUUUUAUCAACAUCGUGGAGACCGCUAACUAACACUGCACUUAUCCAACAUAAUAGAUGUCCUAUCAUAUACAACAACAUAACAUUAAAAGGACUAUAUGCAGUAAGCUCUUCCAGCUGCCGAGAGGGUGCAAACAUUUGAAAAAUCCCUUCUCUUCCUGCUUUAUGUAAACCGUAACGCAUUAGUUAUGUUUGCCGAAAGCAAAUAAUAGCCACGUGGCUGCUAAUGUUAGCUGGAUGUACAGCCUAUUUGGAGCGAGUUGCGUAUAGUCCCUUUAAGGAGUGGGACAGGAGGACACAAAUGUACACUAGCAUAGUUAUGUGAGCUAAAGUGAUAACAUUACAGUCACAUUUUAACAGCAACAUCAUGCUAGGUUAGCCUAUUCGCUGAAGAAAAACUGAUCAAAUUUACAGCUCCCAUGUCUGUACCUGACUGACGGAUAGCUGGUAGAGCUCCAGGUUUUAUUUUAAGAUGUGCAGUGAAGCCAUUUUUUCCUCCCCUUUUUUAUUCCUUUGUCCUCUGUGAAAUAGUGCGCAUAUACACUGGGGCGGGUCAAAGGUGGAUUUCAUUUGAUGUCAUGGAAACCCAGAAAUUCAAAACAGACGGUUUGCGGGCCUCUCCUUUCCAAAGUGGAGCAAACAAAUGAGGGAGAUGAUAGAUUUUGCUCAUAUUUGUUUCUCAAACACACAUUACCAUUAUAACGUCAUUAAAAAGUCAAUUUUGUACAACAGGUGACCUUUAAAAAGCACACAGCCUGUUAGGUGAAAUGUAAACCAAGCCAUCUUCUUACAAGCUAUUUUAUUCUAAGUAUAUACAGGUAGACAUAUAAAAAUGAACCAUAUGUACAAGACUAUGGUCACAUUUGUUGAAGUAUUAUUUUCAAGUUGUAAACAAGUGAAGUGUAAACAAAACAAUAGCACUAAACGCUUACAACGAUACAUACCCAAGGCACAUCCUUGAUAUCUUAACUAAGUAAAUGCAUUUUGUGUCCCUUUUUUAGCAGACUGGGAGGGGCAUAAUAAAAAACACUGUGGCCAUUAAAAACAUAGGUAUUCGCCAAGUCUGACCUCAAAUGGCAGGUGAGCAUGUUUAUAGCAAAAAAAACCCAACACUCAAUGUGCUUCUGUUGAAUGUAUUCCCCAAUGAACUAAGAUAUGACUGUUCAUGUUCCCACUUAAAAUGGGAAUCUUGUAGCUUGAUUGUAUUUUUGCUCCUUCCUCUGUUGUACGUACUAAAGCACCAUGAUAACUCCAAUUAUUAAAAACAAAAAAUGUUCCAAUAUUCCACCGAAAAGAUCCCUACGGUCUUAAAAAAAAAAAAAAAGUGCAGUUUUCCUUUAUUUUUUGGCAUCAUCCACAAUCUUUGUAAGACAUGAACACACAGUUCUGUCUUCUGGGCAUUCUAAAAACAGGUAAUACAGGCAGCCCAUAACCGCACAUAAUGGGACACACCUGUGCCGCCUACAAAGACCGCUUUUAAAACACCUCCAAAAACAUCCACCAUGGUUUUAUGGUUUUAUAUCCAUGCUGUAACCAUGUAGUAACGGGCACAUCCAUUGUAAAAUGUAAUACUUACAGUAUUUUGCUGUAUUUUGGUCCUUUUUAGGUAUUACCAAUACUUCCCUAUACUACCUUCCUGGCCUCAUUGAUUUCAUAUAGCAACAUAGAAAUGAACGCCUACACCUAGCAUUAACUUCCAAAAACAAAAACACAGCAACAGUAGCGCCAGCUCCAAUAUGUAGCGUUACCUUUCGGUAGUGGCCUGAGGCAUUGUGAGCGUGGGGUGAAGCUAGUCGCUAUAUGUCAGCUUCUAUGUGCCAAUAAAGUAGCUCUUCAGCGUAACAACGUUAAUGAUAAUAACAACAAUGUCGUCGUAGCUUGGUUAAUAUGCACGCCACAUAACACGUAAAUGUAGCGUUUUGGCGCUUUUUAGUUUUUGUUUUUUUUUAAGAAGGCUUUUAUAGGAAUAGUAGGUGAUUCCCAUUACAUGCAUUCUUAGCUGCAUCUUUUUUUGCUGUUUUGAUAUCUUUAGACCAGGGAUGUCCAAUAUUGGCUUUUUUGACGAUAUUGUCCAACUCUCAAUUUCCAAUUCCGAUAUCAACCGAUACCGAUAUGUGUAACAUCACAUAUCUUGUUCUUGAGUAACAUUGUUCUAAAGUAACAAUACUCUUAAAUGAGUACAGUUGUUUGUUGGCUACUCCACCCAUCUCUGAGUAUAAUGUAUUUUUCAUGUAUAUUUUAUAUAAGCAUACAUUUGUGUUUCUUGUGCCUUGACUUAUGUUAUUUUUGGAAAGAUUUAAUUUAUAUUUAGUUAAUGGGGUAGUAUCAAAUACAUGAAUUUGCUGAUUAUUAUUUUCAUGUUUUUAUUUUAUUGCAUUAAAACUACACUGUGUAUGUUUUUUCGGCACUACUUUGUGCUCUAAAGCUGAUGUCAUGUGAAUUACUACUGUGUGGGAUCAAUAAAGUUCUUAUCUUAGCCAUCUGAGAAGAUCAAAUACAUUGUUUUUGGUGCCUACCUGUUUUCUAAGUAUAUUAGUGCGUGUGUGAAUGUAUAAACAAGAAGCAUUAACUUACAUUUCUUUGUAGAAGGGCGCUUUAUGAAAGUAACUGCUAAGUUACAUGUUUCGAGUUCACAUAGUUGUUGAUUAGUCAGCAUUAUUCGUUAGUAGUGUCUUGUCUGUUGUUAUCUACCUAUUACGUUGCUGUGUGAUGUUGUUUUUAGCUCUUUCUUUAAAGACACCAUGAGUAAGAACGGGAUGUGGACUGGUAACCCCCCGCGAUUUCUAAGGAGCUGGUAAGUUCGUUGUGAGCUCUGUUACUCUGCUUGCUAAA
Messenger RNA from Dunckerocampus dactyliophorus (ringed pipefish), 4776 nucleotides. It is a transcript of the gene dhrs7, whose product is annotated as dehydrogenase/reductase (SDR family) member 7. The transcript has 7 exons. Gene Ontology annotation, molecular function: oxidoreductase activity. The coding region runs from base 131 to 1141 and encodes 336 amino acids. The record is from RefSeq and is a predicted model, not a curated record. NCBI's taxonomy places the organism in Eukaryota, Metazoa, Chordata, Actinopteri, Syngnathiformes, Syngnathidae.